Helianthus annuus (common sunflower) is the source of this 1256-nucleotide messenger RNA. RefSeq names its product erlin-2. Gene Ontology annotation, molecular function: cholesterol binding; ubiquitin protein ligase binding. Gene Ontology annotation, cellular component: endoplasmic reticulum membrane; endoplasmic reticulum. NCBI's taxonomy places the organism in Eukaryota, Viridiplantae, Streptophyta, Magnoliopsida, Asterales, Asteraceae. The transcript has 7 exons. The record is from RefSeq and is a predicted model, not a curated record. The coding region runs from base 553 to 1152 and encodes 199 amino acids. Gene Ontology annotation, biological process: SREBP signaling pathway.
UUUGGAAGUUUUAUAUUUCUAGAAGAUAGAGAAUCAUAAGAUAGAGAUGCAGAUUCGUUGAGAGAGAGAAACGGUGGAAGGACCAUCGUUUACGGUGGUUUACCAGUCGCGCACGGAGGCGCUUUUCAACUACCACCUACAUGAGCGACACACAAAGAAUCAUCGAUGAGGAGUGCGUUCCAGUGAAGUAUGACGAGUCUCCGGCAAAGAUCCGACCUUUUCCGGUAAUAAAUAAUUCCGGCAUGAAUCCGGUCAAGUUCCGACCAAGCUCCGGUGAACGGAAGUCGCAGCGACCACCGCCGGAACAAAACCACCACUGCCGUAGCAACCGCCGCCAGAACCACUUCGCCAACAAGGAAAUGUAGACUGCACCGCUAUUGUCGCCGUCCUCUUUACCUUAAUUGUCAUCGUCUCCAUGGUUGUUAACCUCCUAAAAAAGGAAGCUGUUUAUGAGACCCUUCUCAAUUACGGCCUUACGGGAUAUGCGACAAAAUCCAUCACUAGAUCAAUCAAUUCUGCAGUGUUCACUCCCUUCAAGAAGUUUAUAUCGACAUGUUUGAUCAGAUUGAUGAAACAAUGAAAGAUGCCCUUCAAGCUGAUUGUACACGUUAUGCACCAAGCAUUGAAAUUAUUAGUGUCCGUGUCACAAAGCCUAGAAUCCCUGAGAGGGUAAGGCGGAAUUUUGAACAGAUGGAAGAAGAACGCACCAAGGUGUUGGUAGCAGUAAAAAGGCAGAGGGUUGCUGAGAAGGAAGCAGAAACACAAAAGAAGAUAGCUAUUACAAAAGCCGAGAAGAAUGCUUAUGUCAGCAAAAUUGUAAUGGAACAAAAGUUGAUGGAAAAAGACAGUUUGAGAAUGCAAAAAGAAAUUGAGAAUGCCAUGUACAUUGCUCGAGAAAAAAGCUUAGCUGAUGCCAAAUAUUACCAGACUAUGAAAGAGGCUGAAGCAAAUAAGUUGAAACUCACACCCCAAUUUCUGGAGCUGAAAUUUAUCAAGGCGAUUUCCUACAUCACCAAAAUGUUCUUUGGAAAUAAGAUAUCGAAUAUGUUGAUGGAUCAAAGGCUACUUGGGAACUUUUUGCGACAUUUGAAAGGGAGAAAUGUUAGUUACAUAAGUUGCGCAAAGGAUUGUGGCAAAAAUGUAUCAACUUAAUGGAAAUAUAAAUCUAGCCCCGCCGCAUCGCGGCGGGUUACUUUUCUAGUUACUUUAUAACACAUAACCUAAUAGAAUUUAAUGAACAGGGAAACCAUGGAUUA